Molecule: messenger RNA, 904 nt
Organism: Drosophila melanogaster (fruit fly)
Lineage: Eukaryota; Metazoa; Arthropoda; Insecta; Diptera; Drosophilidae
Exons: 2
Coding region: 127-777 (216 amino acids)
Cellular component (GO): protein-containing complex; endoplasmic reticulum; extracellular region
Source: RefSeq, marked reviewed
GUCACACCAGCACCGUCAAAAAUAGCAAUUGUUUGCGUGUGCAACGCUGAUUUCAACCGUAAUUGCCGGUACAGAUUGACUGACUUAGGUCCACGGACUAGGAUACGAUAACUAGAACAGGACACGAUGCAGCACAUACUACUUCUUACAGGACUGGCGCUGGUAGGCAGCAUUUCCAGGGGAGCCGCCACCGAAUCCAACGUGGUCACCUGCGGCUCCAUCCUGAAGCUGCUCAACUCGGACUACGCCUUCCGCCUGCACUCCCACGACGUCAAGUACGGAUCUGGUUCCGGGCAGCAGUCGGUGACGGGCGUGGAGCAGAAGGAGGACGUGAACAGCCACUGGGUGAUCAAGGCGCAGACCGGCGAGCUUUGUGAAAGGGGCGAGCCCAUCGCCUGCGGAUCCACCGUGCGACUGGAGCACCUGUCCACCAAGAAGAACCUGCACUCGCACCACUUUUCGUCGCCGCUCUCAGGCGAGCAGGAGGUGUCCGCGUACGGAACGGAUGGACUCGGCGACACCGGCGACCACUGGGAGGUGGUCUGCUCCAACGAGAACUGGAUGCGCAGUGCCCACGUUAGGCUGCGCCACAUCGACACCGGCAUGUACCUGGGCAUGUCCGGCCGCUCCUAUGGCAGACCCAUCUCCGGCCAAAUGGAAAUCGUUGGCGUCCACAAGCCGCAGCACGGAACGCGCUGGACCACGGCGGAGGGCCUCUUUAUCGUGCCCAAGGAGAAGAGCUCAACGCACGACGAGUACGCCCACUCGGAGCUGUAGUGCUCCCUAAGGACCUCGACUGCUGCAGUUUCAUACUACUAUUAGUUCUGUAAUUUAUAACUUAGUUGAAUUUUUAUUGAAGACCCCAAAAGCAAACCAUCAAAUUAAAAUUAUUUAAACUCAGGGU